Phytophthora sojae is the source of this 2175-nucleotide messenger RNA. RefSeq lists its product as hypothetical. Gene Ontology annotation, cellular component: membrane. Gene Ontology annotation, molecular function: phosphate transmembrane transporter activity. The transcript has 13 exons. NCBI's taxonomy places the organism in Eukaryota, Oomycota, Peronosporomycetes, Peronosporales, Peronosporaceae. The coding region runs from base 1 to 2175 and encodes 724 amino acids. The record is from RefSeq and is a predicted model, not a curated record. Gene Ontology annotation, biological process: monoatomic anion transmembrane transport; phosphate ion transport; polyphosphate metabolic process.
AUGAAGUUCGGCAAGCAGCUCGAGAUCUCGGCCAACCCCGAGUGGCGCGACAACUACGUGCAGUACAAGCGGCUCAAGCGGCUGAUCAAGCGCGUGGCCUUCGAGGUGGAGAAGCAGCAGAACAAGCAGAAGAAGCUGCAGCAGAAGAUGGAGCACAACGCCGCCGCCGCCGGUGGUGGUGGCGACGUGCAGGUACACGUGGUCGUGGACGAGACGCAUCCACUGCUCAAGGCCGUGGUGGACGAGGUGCAGGACGCCAAGGACCAGUUCUGGGAGGUGCUGGACGCCAACCUCAAGAUCGUCAACGACUUUUACGUGGGCAAGAUCGUCACGCUCACACGCUCCGUGGGCGAGUUCGAGGCCAUGCUCGAGGACGAGAUAACACCCACGGGCCACGUGCACACGCGCUCCCGCACGCACUCGCAGGCGGACCACGGGUUUGCGGCGCUGCAGGAGAUCUACGACACGCUGGUGGACCUGCGCACGUUCGUGCAGAUCAACCACUCGGGCUUCCGCAAGAUUGUCAAGAAGUUUGACAAGACAAUCAAGGCGCACACGCAAGCUGCGUUCAUGGAGCGGCUGGCAAAUGAGCGCUUCUACGCGUCCACUGACAUUGACGAACUGCUGGACCGCGUGUUUGGACUCACAUCGAAAGACAAACUCGAGGCCGGCAAUAUGGAGCGCCGCAUGCAGCGGAUGCAGGGCGACCAGAACUCGCUGUUCCGUAAAGUGAAACCGGUCCCUUUCUGCAUCUCAGUCGCGCUCUUCGUGCUCCUGCUGCUUGUUCGUAUCACCCCCGAAGGUGAAGAUGUGCAACAGCGAUGCCUGGCAAUGCUGGUGUUCAUCACAACAUUGUGGGUGACGGAAGCACUUCCAUACUUUGCAACGGCACUGCUUGUUCCGCCCCUUGUGGUGUUCUUGCACAUUCUAAAUGACAAGGCUCAUCCUGACACCCUGCUCACUGCCAAGCAAUCCGCCAAGGAAGUGAUGUCCAUGCUGGUCAACCACACCACCAUUUUGAUUAUGGGCGGUUAUUCUAUCUCGGCGGCUUUCGCAAAGUGCCAGAUCGAGCUGUACAUUGCAGCAUUCUUACAGCGUCGUUUCAAGAAGAGCCCGAACCUUUUCCUGCUGGCAAUCAUGCUCAUGGGACUUUUCCUGUCCAUGUGGAUCAGCAACCACACGGCUCCUGUGCUGUGCGUGUCGGUCCUACUCCCAAUCAUCCGGGAUUUCCCCACGGAUAGCACCUAUGUCAAGACACUUCUCAUCGGAUUGGCCUUUGCAUGCAACCUGGGAGGAAUGAUGACCCCAAUUUCUUCCCUGCAAAACACACUUGCCGUAUCCUUUUUGGAGAAGGCUGGCUACACGGUUACGUUUGGUCAGUGGAUGACGAUGGCUGUUCCAUUCUGCACAGCCGGCACUGUGUUGUGUUGGCUGUUCUUGCUGUGGGUGAUGGACCCUCAAGAUGCUACCUACAUUCCUCAAAUUGUCUACGACCAGAAGCAAAAGAUCAGCAGUCUCCACGUCGUCGUUGUUUCAAUGACGCUCCUGACAAUCUUCUUGUGGGCAUCCUUCUCGGUGACAAGUGCUACUUUUGGCGACCUUGGUAUCAUUUCGAUGAUGUUCAUGUUUAUCAUGUUCGGCACCGGCAUGCUUAGCCAGUUCGAUUUCAAUUCAUUCUCAUGGCACAUUCUUUUCCUGAUUGGCGGUGGUAACGUUUUGGGAGACGCCGUACAACGAUCAGGUCUUCUCAACACGCUGAGCCAGUCUGUCAUCCAUGCGCUGCCGUCCGGAAACGUGUGGAUGGUCACUGUCUCCCUCUGCUGCCUUGUGAUUUGCCUGACGACGUUCGUUUCGCACACUGUCGCUUCGAUCAUUCUGCUGCCGAUAAUCGUGCAGAUGGCAAUUCAGAUCGGGCACCCUCACAUUCCCGUAAUCUGCUGCGCGCUCGCAAUCUCUGCUGCAAUGGCUCUUCCGUUCUCGUCCUUCCCCAACAUCAAUUCCCUGUUGGUGCUGGAUGAUCACGGCCAGCCAUACCUGGAGGUGAAGGACUUCUUGCGCGUGGGUGUUACUUUCUCGCUGAUUUCAAUGGCGUUGAUUGUCACCCUGGGCUACGGCCUCAUCGUGCUGGUGCUGGGUUACAACAUCGACCCGACGCCAAUUAUGAUCGACCUUUAG